UUCAAUCGUUUGGGCCUGUUUCCCUUCUUGUUCGGUUCUUCUUCCAGGAAUCCACUGAAAGCCCUACCUCCUCAUCAAGAGCGGCUCAAGAACGCUCCCUCUCCCCGGUGCUUCCGCGAGUCGGAAGAGUUCGUGAUGGAGACACAACGGAGCAGAAACCGUAAGGGCGCCAAGCGUCGCAGAGCUCAAGGCAACGAGCAAAACCGCGAUGCUAAGAAGAGCAAAUCGGAGCCUCCCGGUUCCAGCUUCCUCGAAAAGAUGAAAGCGAGGUUAUCCGGUGGGCAUUUUAGGAUGAUCAACGAGAAGCUAUACACCUGCACCGGAGAAGAAGCACUUGAUUAUUUUAAGGAGGACCCAUCUCUUUUUAAUGUGGUAAGAUGCUCUUCUUUUCAAUGAAAAGGUCAUCCAGUCAAUAAACAAGUCUUCACUUCUUUGCUCUUUUGCGCUUCAAUGGCUGCAUUGUGUAUGUGGACUUUUUGGAUAAAAAGCUUGCAUUGCUUAGGUGAUGAAAGGAAUCGGCUAUUGAGCAUCACCUAUCACCUUCAUCUCACUUAUUUGUGUGAGGAGGAAAAUCAGUCUCAGUGAAGUAAAUCAAUUGGGAAUGAAAGCAAGUUUUAAACUUAUCUGCGAGUCGGCGUCUGUGACAGAGUAACUAUGUGUCAGUUUCUGCGAGUCAGAAAACUAUAUCAAAUUGAAUGUGUGACCACAUUUCAGUCUUUCUAAAUCUGUGUUCCACAAGACCAUAUGAUCAAGGUGUUCCUGUUGUUGGUCUGCUGGGGGAAUCAAGAUUUGGAGUGAGCUACUAAUCCCGCUGUGCAAUAGCUUAUUGAUUCAGUUAUCAGGGAAAUACCAAGUGUACUACCACCAAAUUUAAACUUUAGUCAAGAGACUUGUUUUGGCUUUUGUUGACCAUGGUGGAAUGAGUUCAUUUUGCUCAAAUAACUUUCUGGAAGAGCAACUUGCUAAGUACUGAUAAAAGAAGGAAAAAUAAGCUGCUUAGCAACGCCAUCGUCAGUGAUGAAUAUGUUGUUCGACUUCAUAUCAGCAGUUUCUUGAUCAUCCUGCUAAGAUUUGUUUCUGUGAAAUGUACAUAUCAGGGUCUAGAUCUUCAUAUCAACCUUCUGAGAAGAUGAGGCCAUAAAGAUUGGUCAUUUGGAUAUAACAGAGUAAAAACGGGUUUCUGGUUGUUCUCAACGAGAAUUGCAUGGAAUUAGUUUCUUCUAGGAAGGAUAACUGUCCAUCAUAUUUUUGUGCUUUGAAAUAAAAAUUGCCAUCUCAAAUAAGUUAUUCUUGCAUGAAAUUUGUCUGCACAUCACUUUAUCAGUAUGGAU
This is a messenger RNA of Eucalyptus grandis, 1331 nucleotides long. RefSeq names its product ribosomal RNA-processing protein 8. Gene Ontology annotation, molecular function: methyltransferase activity. The record is from RefSeq and is a predicted model, not a curated record. Lineage: Eukaryota; Viridiplantae; Streptophyta; Magnoliopsida; Myrtales; Myrtaceae. Bases 136 to 396 code for a protein of 86 amino acids. Gene Ontology annotation, cellular component: nucleolus. The transcript is spliced from 3 exons.